Molecule: messenger RNA, 3250 nt
Organism: Amblyraja radiata (thorny skate)
Lineage: Eukaryota; Metazoa; Chordata; Chondrichthyes; Rajiformes; Rajidae
Gene: dnmbp
Product: dynamin binding protein
Exons: 14
Coding region: 191-2626 (811 amino acids)
Biological process (GO): cilium assembly; intracellular signal transduction
Cellular component (GO): cytoplasm
Molecular function (GO): protein binding; guanyl-nucleotide exchange factor activity
Source: RefSeq, a predicted model, not a curated record
GUGUGUGUGUGGGGAUGGCUGGAAGGGGAGAGAGCAGUGAUCGUCUCCCAGUCUGUAGUUGAAAACGUGGGCAGAAAAUUGCCAAGGCAUCCAGGCAGAUCGGAGUUGUAAAUAACGACAGAAAGGGUUGUGGAGCGACUCACUACAGGAUGACUGGGUGGGGUUCGAAUGAGCCUGAUUUACACCAGACAUGACGCUGCUUUCCACCGACGUUGUCGCGCCCGAGCUGCCGCCGGUCUCGACUACCGCGGAGAAACCCGAGCAGAAGAUGAUGGAGAAGAGGGCCAAGGUUAUCGAGGAGCUGCUGCAAACGGAGGCAGACUACAUCAAGGACCUGGAGAUGUGUGUGGACAAAGUGCUCAUCCCUCUGCAGGAUAAACAGCUGCAGCAGGUGGAUUGCGAAGCUCUCUUCGGGAAUAUCCAGACCGUGAUCGACAUCUCCAAACGUCUUCUCGAGGAACUGGAGGAAACGGACAGCAUCGGUCGGGUGUUCCUGUGCUACAGGAACGAGCUCCAGGACAUGUACAACGUGUACUGUCAGAACCACGAGGAGGCCAUCGCCUUGCUGGAGAUGUACGAGAAAGACCUCGAGAUCCAGGGGCACGUCAACGCCUGCCUGGAGCACCUCCGAACACUAUAUCGUCAGUGGGGCAAAACGAACUACAUUAACCUGGGCUCAUUCCUGAUCAAGCCGGUACAGCGGGUGAUGAGGUACCCCCUGCUGCUGUCAGAGCUACUGAACACCACCCCGGAGAGACACCACGACAGGAAGCUGCUGGAGGAGGCCGUGAUCGCUAUCAAGGAGCUCAAUUUCAACAUCAACGAGCACAAGCGACGCAAGGACCUGGUGCUGAAGUAUCGCAAAGGUGAUGAAGACUCGCUGAUAGACAAGAUUUCCAAAUUAAGCAUGCACUCCAUCAUAAAGAAAUCUAACCGCGUGAGCAGUCACCUCAAACAUCUCACCGGUUUGGCUCCCCAGAUCAGAAACGAGGUGUUUGAGGAGGUGGAACGGAGGUUCCGUGAGCAAGAGCGGCUGAUCAAGAACUUUAUCCGGGACAUCUCCCUCUACUUGCAGCACUUGAGGGAUUCUGCGUCGGUGAAGGUCCUGGCAGCCAUGAGCAUCCUGGACAUGUACGGAGAGAAGAGCCAGACCAACCUGGAGUGUUACCAGCGGGCACAACGCCUCAUCUGCGACAGCCUCUUCAACGACUUUAAGGAGCGGACAGAGCGUUUGGUGAUCGGCCCGCUGACCCAGCUGCUCGGCAUGUGUGCCGGCCCCCACAAGCUGAUGAUCAAACGCUUCGACAAGAUGCUGGACUUCCACAACUGCACGGAGCGGGCGGAGAGGCUGAAGGACAAGAGGACGCUGGACGAGCUGCAAGCCGCCAAGAACAACUACGAGGCCCUCAACGCCCAGCUGCUGGACGACAUGCCCCGCUUCCACAGGAGAGCAGAGGAGCUCUUCCUGGGCUGUGUGCAGGGCUUCGCUGAGGCUCACCGCCACUUUGUGGGGGCAACGCUGGCUGAACUCCUGCCCCUGUCACAGUUGAUUUUGUUGGUGAGCAAGGACACCACGAUCGUGGCCUCCUUCCAGGAAGAGCACAAUAAGGCCAUGCAGCUGCUCCAGGUCUUCAGCUUCUUCCCAGACUCCCUCCCUGCCUCCAGGAAGCCCUUCGAGCGCAAGACCAUCGAGCGGCAGUCUGCAAGAUGGCAGAUGUCCACGUUGCCCCUCUCCACAUUCCAGACGGGAGAACAGCGGGCAUCCCUGUUGGCGAAGUACGAGCCGGACAAGCUGCACCAGGCCGACCGCAACUUCAACGCUGCCCAGGAGCUCGACGUCUCUCUGCUGGAAGGAGACCUGGUGGGAGUCAUCAAACAGCAGGAUCCCAUGGGCAGCCAGAACCGCUGGCUGGUGGACAAUGGGGUGGUGAAGGGCUUUGUGUACAGUUCCUUCCUGAAGCCGUACAACCCGCGUUGCAGCCACUCGGACAUCUCAGUGGGAAGCCACUCCUCCAACGAGUCUGGCUACGGCGGCUCCUCGCCAGUGAUCUCGCGGCAGAACAGCGCCUCGGCCUUGGCGGUCAACCACUCCACCGGCACCGUCUCCUACUCCGCCCCCACCGUGGACACUCCGGGCCCCGUCACCCCCAGUGUGGGGGGGACGCAGAGGACAAGCGGGGGCCAGGGGCGGCAGGUCGCAGCCGACCCUGACCCUUCCCAGCGACCCCCCGCCCUGGCGUGCCGAUCCAGCACCUUCGACCACUCGUCAACCGUGACUUCUCAGCGGCCCAAGGAUUCCUACUCCACGGUGCAGCCCAAACGCUCCGGGCAGAUGGAAUACUCCCUGCCGAGGAAAAACAGGGAAUGCCGACGGGUGUUACGCCGGGCAUCAUCGCAGGAGGGCUACCUGGAGAGCAACAACUUUGACUCCGGGCAUCAGGUUUACUACGCCGUCUACAACUUCAGGGCGCGGUGCUCGAACGAGCUCACCAUCCAUCUCAACCAGCGGCUGCGCAUCCUCUGCUUCCACGACAUGGACGGUAACCGGGAGUGGUGGCUGGCGCAGGCUGACGGCAAGCAGGGCUACGUGCCCGCCACCUACAUCCGGAAAACGGAGUACACGUGAGGUGGGGAGAGGAGGCCGAGGGAGGGGUCUGAACGGAACAGCAGCAAGCGCCCUCUCGUGUGUUGGAAACACUCGGGCCAACCAGGCCGGGCGAGAGAGAGAGAGAGCCUCGCUGGAAGCAACAUCUUCACCGACUUAUCUGGACUCGAAGACUUGCAAUUGGGGGAAUAAAUGCUGGUGCUAUUCUCCAUCAAAACUCCUCAAUCCAAAUCUUCCUCGAUUCCACGGUGAAUCCACCGUAAAAUAUACGGGCCCCACCCCCCCCCCCCCCCAUGUUAAGAAGAACGUUUGCCGAUCCGGACUUUACCUACCCUCGGCCUCCUGUUUCCAGGAACACCACCGUUUUGAGAUUGGGGUUUGGCAGACGGACGGGGCUACCUAAUUGUGCGUCUGCACGCCGCUGUGGCAAACUGUUGGCAGGAGAAGGGCCGGUGCCGUCUAGAUAACGGAAGGCACAAGAGGAACCCGGGCCAGAGGGAUACGAGCCGUGGGUUCCACGUCUGAUAGCAUGCGGUAUGAUGAUAACACUUAGGCCUAUCCAGCACAGCCCAGUCUUAUAAACACAGCAUUUUAAGCUUGAUGUAUCCUUAUAGAAUGUUUUACACUACACACAGCUCGGUUUUA